UGCAGCAAGUGCAUGCGACGUUUUUGCUGCAUAAUUAUUUGGGUCAAAGCGAAAAGCUGCAGCUUCGCAACUUCGACUGCUCGAAAGUUCAACACGCAUCCUGCUGGACUAAUCCACCUGUUAUGAGGGCACGCCGUAGCUCACGGAACACAGCAGUCGUUGCAGCAACAACAACAACCACAACUAGGAACAUAGUGGACACAGCAUAAGAUAAUUGAAUCGACAGCAAGAGACUUGAGCCUGCUCACAAUGGAGACGACUCAGCCCAAGGUGCAUCGUCAGCAUCAGCGACAGCGACGCACUGAGGCUCGUCAGCGGCGCUUGGAGCGGGAGGCAGCCGCAGCGGCCAAUACGCCGCCCGAUCUGGAGCUGGAGGUAACGGAGGCCGUGCUGGAGACGCUCGAGAGUUGUGCGGCGGCUCUCAAUGAUACAGCAUCGACAACAACAACCACAACAACAGCAACCACAAUAGCGGGUCGCAUCAGCGCGCAGAGCUCAGCGGACAGCAUCGAAAUGGUGGGAUCUCCCAGUCAAACCUCCCAGCAGACAGUGGUACUGGUGAACGGACAUGCGCCGCCAUCGCAGGACACGCUGGAGGAGAGCGCUUCCCUGGGCGCCGAUGAGCCGCUGGGUGCAGCAGCUGCUGCCGCAGACGGCGAGGCCACCACGCGCCUGGAAUCGCCCACACAGCCAACCAAGCAGAGCGAUGGCAGUCGCAACUCGUCCGGUGAUGCAAUGAGUCUACGGGAAACACUGCGUCAGCUGCCGGCUACGCAUGGACAUCGCUCGCGGCGCACACACUCGCCACAGUCGCCGGCUCUGCGCUCUCUGGAAGUUGACUCGUCCUUCCAUCGCGGCAUAUUGGGCUACAUUGAUCGUGAGCUCAAGCAGAGCUCGCCCACGCCGUCGGCGUUAAGUAUGGGCGCGGGCAGCAGUGGGGGAGGUGGCGGCGUGGCUGGCGGUGCCUCACGCAAGCAGCAAUCGCUGUCAGAUCCUCAGGCAAGUCCCGCUCAGCGCUCGCUGCGUUCCCGGAACAGCUUUGACAAGAGUCCACGGCGGAAGCGCAGCAAGUCGGAGUCGCGCAGGAGGCGUGAACGGAAGCUUAUAGCCGCUGGGGAGAUGGAGGUGCGCCAGGCCAAUGAGACGCUGAUGCGUUACCUCAAGCAGUGCUCCGAUAUGCAUGAUGCCUCGCUGUCGGGCGAACUGGAAAUUGAUCAGAGCCUGGAGGAGCGACGAGUGCAUCGGAAGACGAAAUCGCAGCGCGACAAGCGGGGCCAGCUCAUAAGCAAGCUCUACUCAGCUGGUGGGCUGUCGUCCAUAUUGAAGGAGCUGGCGGAUGACAUUGCGCCCGCCGAGGGCGAGGAGAUCUACAAUCCAUUCACUCCGGUCGUCUCGCCCACGGACGAUACGCCCGCGCACAUCGACAAAAUGUUUCUGCAGACGUCAUCAGGCUAUCGACCAGUGGAGCAGAGCUACUACAAGCGUUCCUUUGUCGGUGCCGCACGCGGCGCAGCUGGCACCAGCAGCAGCUGCAUUGGCAUCGACGGCAUCUCGGCGGCGGAGCUGGGUGGCGCAGGACGACUCUUUCGCUCGAAUGGCGGCUCGGCCAGCGGACGUGGCAGCUACGGCGAUACCCGCUGUCUGCUUGAUGCCGACCUAAAUCGCAAUGGCAUCUCGAGCAACAUACAACUUGCCUGUGUUAUUCAACGAAUUUGGCUGCUCAUCUCGAACAUAUGCCAUGGGCUGCUAGCUGGUCUAGCCUUGGCCCAUCUGCUCUUUGUGAUGAGUAGCCAUCCCACGGACUGGGCAAAGGUCAUCAACAGCAUUGGUCUUGCGGGCGAGACCGCAGCGGGAGCCGCAGCAGCAACAGCAACUUCAUCAACAAUCACAACAACAACAGCAACACCAACAGCCCAAAUGUCAAAGUUGGGCAUAGAACUGACCAAUUCUGCUAAGGGAACGGACUCUGGAGCGGGCUCAGCCACGGCAGCGACGACGCCGACAACAAGCAGCGAGGCCAUUGCACUGAUUAGCGAUUAUGCUGGCUUUGCUGAUAUCUAUCUAAAUACGUUCUAUUGCUUGGCCAUAAUUUGCCUAGUUUCGGUAUUCGAUCGCAUGGACAUAUGUCGCUGGAGCUUCUCCAAAUGCCAGCGAGCUAAUAUCAUUUCGCUGGCUGAUCAUCACGAUGGCUCUACUUCGCCACAAUAA
This is a messenger RNA of Drosophila hydei, 2208 nucleotides long. RefSeq lists its product as uncharacterized. Lineage: Eukaryota; Metazoa; Arthropoda; Insecta; Diptera; Drosophilidae. The record is from RefSeq and is a predicted model, not a curated record. Bases 250 to 2208 code for a protein of 652 amino acids. The transcript has 4 exons. Gene Ontology annotation, cellular component: ciliary transition zone. Gene Ontology annotation, biological process: cilium assembly.